AGCUGGAAUAAUUCCCCGGAUUUUUUUCAUGCAUUUGGAUCUUUUCUGCUUACAAAAAAUAUUUUAAUCAUGAGCUGUGGAAAGGAUUUUGUGGAAACUCUUAAGAAAAUUGGAUAUCCAAAAGCCGAUGAGCUUGAUGGAGAAGAUUUUGACUGGAUGUUCGAGUCUUCGGAAGAGAGAUCGUUUCUGGAGUGGUUUUGUGGAAACAUAAAUGAGCAGCAUGUAUCUGAAAAAGAACUGCAAGAUUUUGAUAAUCUUGUUGAGUGUGGUAAGCCCAUCUUGGAAGGACAUGCACUGGAUGAAGCCCUUAAAACUUUGAAGCCGAUGGAUUUGAAGAACAGUAGCCAAGAGAAGGAGGAGGAAGAGGAGGAACUGAAGACAUUAGAGGAUGAGCUUCAAACUCUUCAAAACUUAAAAAAACUUCAAAUUCAUCGGCAUAAUAAGCUUCAACUGAUGGUCACUGCAAACAGCCAUUCGUUACAAACGCUGCAAAGCAAAGAGGAAGAAGCACAAAAAGAUUUGAAAGAAGCUCUGGAAGUGUUUAUUGUAGCAAAUGAGAAGCUCGACAGUGAACUGCAGUCUCUUGCGGAUGCAGCAAAGAAAUUUGCCUCUUUCUUCAGUGCUUCAGAUUCAGAACAUCCAGUGUUUUUUUCCCAACUUUCUUUGGACAAGUAUUUUUCUCUGGAAGAACAAAGCACUGCAGCACUUAUCUCGCACAUAAAAACCCAUUUAAAUCAAGGUAUGUCUGAAUGUGUUGAAAAUUCACAUGAAGGCAGCUUUCAGCUUGAAGAUUUAAGCGAGCCAGUCACUUGUGAGGGGACUGAUGAAACUUCUGAAGAGACUCAAGAGGUAGCCAGGCUCCAGACAGGAUAUAUUUGUGCUCAGCAUCAGCUAAUUCAGCUGCAGGCUGAAGAGGAGGGCAUGAAAUCAGCUAUCAAAUGUGCAGAGAGCAUGCUGCAGUCCUUGGACAAGGAUAUUGAACAACAAGAAAACCUUGAUGCCAAAAUAUCUAGUUUAAGUGAUGAAAUUUCAACAGUUAAACGAGAUAUGGCUCAGAUAAACAACGAAGAGCUGCUUCCCCUUCUGAAAGAGAAAGCACAACUUUUGACUGUGCCAGUGCUGAAAGCCCACUUGGAUCAUCAGAUUGCUCAGCAGGAUUGUUGCACUGCAAGACAAGAUGAAAUAUGCAGGCACUUGAUGAGACAGAAAACAUCGUUUGAACUUAUUGAGCUGGGCUGUAAAAUGGAGAUGAAGAAACACCAGGAGAUCAGCUGUCAGCUUGAGAAUUUGGUAGAAUCUCUGAAGAAGAGCACUGAUGAGUUGCAGCAGAGACUACAGGUGAUAACUGAGCGAAUUCAACCUGCAAAGCCAAAAAACACUAUUAGUCCCGAGGAUGGUUUCUCUUGCAGGCUAUAUGAGCUCCUGGAAGGAGGAAAUAAAAAACAACAGUUAUUUAAAACAUACAAAAACCUGGAGCGGAUGGCUGAGAAGUUAAAGCAAGACUGUGCUAUGGUACAAGAGCAGAUAGCAGCGUCUUCUCAAGAGCAGUCUCUCCUCUUGUCCAACCUGGAAAGAAAUGUAGAUGCCCUUCGUGAUUCUCUGUAUUGUGGAGGAAAUCAGCUGCAGCUCCGUAGUCCGGAACUUACUGAGCUGUUUCCUCAACUGGAAUUUAAUGUAAAUAAACUAAAGCAACUCCUUGAGGAUCUGGGUGCUGAUCUGAAGUUGAAGAGAAGCAUUCUAGAGUCCAAUAAGCUGCAACAGAUGGAAAGAGAGUUGUAUGUGUAUUUUUUCAAAGAUGAAGAUCACUUGAAAGAGAUGGUAGAGAAACUUGAGCAGCAGUCUCAGGCUAAAACCAGUGGUCUGGAAGAUGAGAAUUUCACAGCCAAUGGAGUUCCUAAUGUCUAAACUUCAAUGUACUCCUAAGAAAGGAAAAAGUUAGUGUAAACUGUCUACAAGUUUGUGGAAUAAUAAACAUUAGCUCGUCCAGGCUGACACCUGUCACUGCAGUGUGUUUGUUACCAUUGGAUUGGGUGCUGCUUUGCAGGCUUUGGCAUCUGCCUGCUAAAUUCAAUCUCAGUUUUGUCAAAGCUCUUGGAUACAAAGUAAUGCAUUGUUUAAUUGAAAGAAUUAUGUUCAGGCUGCCCUUCUCCUGGCCUGUAGGUUCAUUUCUGCUGCACACAGCGUAGCACCAAAAGGAACAUUUCAUACCCUUAAGUUUUCUUGCAUGCUGAGAACCUUUGAUUGUGAACCACAAAAUAAAUGUGGAGGAGGCAUUCCAGAUUUUGGAACAUGAGUGUAAUGUGCUCAUAGUGAAGAGGAGAGUUCUCCAAGGCAGAUAUUCCAUGAUUGUUUCCCUUACAGUUCUCCUAAGAAGAUUCAAUUGUCUUAAAAAUGUAUUGGAAUAUGUACCAGAAUCUGUUUUAAAUACCAAGACCAUCUGUUUUAAGACCAUUCCAACAUCUCUUAAUUUAACUUAUGGCCUGUCUUCUCCAUUGAAACCAGUCCAUACUUAUACUGGGCUUGUCAAAGAAGAAUAAUUUUCAAUUUGUCUUUUGGACAUCUGAGUUUGCUCUGUAAUUUAUAAUGAUAGACAUUUCAAUUCAGAGUGCUGAUACUUUCAUACUGCUGCUUUCAUGUGCAUUGUUAGCCUGUUUAUCAAAUUUUUGUAUAGCUUCCUAAUAUACCAAUGGAACUAAAUAGGAUUUUAUAGUAUGAUAACUUGAAGUCUUUUAUAUUUUGAUGGGAUUAGCUGUGCUUGCUUUCAAGCAUUGUACAUAUUGAUGAAGGUUAGUAUUUCAGCUUUAACUUCAGUAACAGUAGUCUUUAAACUGUUUUGAUGGCAGACUUUUAACUUUUAUGUGAGCAUAACUUAUUUUGAGAUGUUUAAUUUUUUUUAGCUUACUGGUUGAGUGUCUUUAUGUCUGGAUUUCAUGCUGCUAAACUCUGUACUUUGUAUUUAUUAUGAAAUGCCAAACUCUAUAAAUUCAGUUCAGUGUGGUCAAUAUUUAUGGUGAAUCUGUGUGUUGGUUUUAGGCCUGUUCUCAGGCAUAGUGUCUUGUUUAUAUUUAGUCUGCUGGGUUCUCACUUUGGUGUGCCCCUGGGGCUGUGACUGCUGCUUCCCACCCUGAGAAAUCAGGGAGCACUUUAACCCCGUGUAGGAAAGAAGUGUUGCUCUUAAUUAUAAAAGUUAGGAGGAGCUGUGCGUGGGGAAAGAUUACAUUUCUGACUCCUGGAACAUCAGGGAAAAGAAAGCCAUUCUGCCUCUCUCUCACUUUCCUUCACACACUUACUGGUUUGAGCUAGAUAGAUACAGCCAGUUCUAAUGCAGCAGGAUGGAUGUUCCUCUUUGAAUCGAGAUACAAAUGUUUGCACUUGUAAGUAUUCAAAGCUGCAGUCUGCCUGUGGUCUGGAGCUAAGAAAAAUAUUUCCAUGCAAGCAAAGGAACUAUUGUUUGCAUGAUGGUUAAACUUGACAGUCUACUCCUGAUCUGGAUUUAGUGAGAAGACCAGAGUAGCAGGACUCCACUUGCUACCUUGUAUAGGAAUAAUUUAGUAAACAGCAGUUUUUGGUGGAGUGAUUGACUUGGACAGCUUGGAUCCUUUAAGUGUUUUUAAAAUGUUGGAUAUUUCUUCUGUGUUUUUGUUAAGCUUUAUGCAUUCUUCUAGUCUAACUGUAAAAUAACAAGGCAUCAGUAUGGACACCAUUAUUUGUGAUUCUCCAAUGUGUGUUGUAUCUAAGAAUUUUGCAAGUAUUUUGUAUGUAUUAUAGAAUAUGGCCAGGUCAACUGGAAAAGCUACUCUUUUUCAGAAAAGGGUAAAGUUUAGGACAACAGUGGUGGUCAAAGCUUGUAGAGACUGUAGAUGUUGCUGACCAGUUUCUCAAACUGACAAACUGUAGUAUUUUAAAGUUACUUGUAUAUAACAGUACUUGAGUGCCUCAAUUAUACAAAAUUUAGGAAACAGAGGUCUUUUAUGAUAAGUAUUUUCUGAAACAGCACAUGAUUAAUGGUUGUAUACCAUGCUAGUAAUGUGUGUUUCUUUCAUCUUGUGUUGGCUCAAUUUUGGCAGUUACUUGACAGUUGGUUGUUUUUUUCCUAAUAAAAUCCAAGAACCAAUAAAGUAAGUGUAUGCAUGUGCUAGACUGGUUUAAAGAUACUGAGGGGGAAAAGCAUCUCAGACAUACAUCAAAUUCUUGAUUUAUUUGCUAGAUUUUUUUUUCUGGUACAAAUUAGCUGUACUUAAGAGUGCUGAUUUUUUUAUUAAUGUAUUAAAACACUGUUUCAAAGAUA
This is a messenger RNA of Pipra filicauda (Wire-tailed manakin), 4288 nucleotides long. It is a transcript of the gene HAUS3, whose product is annotated as HAUS augmin like complex subunit 3. Bases 70 to 1905 code for a protein of 611 amino acids. The transcript is spliced from 4 exons. The record is from RefSeq and is a predicted model, not a curated record. Gene Ontology annotation, cellular component: HAUS complex; mitotic spindle; centrosome. Lineage: Eukaryota; Metazoa; Chordata; Aves; Passeriformes; Pipridae. Gene Ontology annotation, biological process: centrosome cycle; spindle assembly.